UCUUGGCUCUGGGUGGGCGGGCCUUAGCGCUAUCACAGGGAGAAGAGAACCUGGCUACAGAAGUAAAGCGGAAAGAAAAUGGCGGCCGUGGCUGCGGAGCCAGGAGCUGCUGCUGCAGCAACAACAACCGCGGGGGACGUGGGAGAUCUUGACCCGGUGCCACCCGUGCCGGGGACAGACAUGGUAUCCGACGAAACGCAGGAGUAUGUGCCAGUCUUGGACCUAGUUCACCAACUCAAGGAUGGAGAUGCAGUUCAGGAAUGCGGCCAGGUCCAAAUGGAGCUAGUGAGCAGGCCAGACCGAGAAGCAGCGGGAAAAGCGCUUGUAGCUCAUGCUGAGGAUGAACACAUCGAAGCAGGAUGUCUCCGGGUCGGCGGGGAAGAGACUACCGAACACGACGCCCUCGAGGUCUACGAGACGGGGUACACAUUAGCCAUAGGCGAACGUUUAAUAGACCGAUAUUCGCCCGUGGUUGAAGCCGCAAACGAGGUCAGUAACAAGCACGAGCCCUACGCCUGCCACCAGACUAACGUUGGCUCCAUCUCAGACUCGCAACCUUCCGUUGUCUUUUUGCAUUCGUUCCCUGCGCAUCCUCUCGCGACGGAGGUUGGGCUCUCCCUUGCAGAACCGGCAGAACCCACAAUCGAUUACUACCAGAACCCAGAACUAGGCCAACACGAUUUGGAUUGUGACUAUAGAGCUUUAAUAAAGCCGACUCUGGACAGGGAGAUGGAGCCCGAGUCCGGUAAUGACGUUCAUCUCGGUUCCGAAUACAAGGAUGCGCCCUCUGAGGAUGCUCUGCUCGAGCGCCCUCAGCCAAUGAACGACGCUCUAGAACCGGAACCGGUUUCGGAGAGCGAGGCGUCUCUCGGAACAUCCAUGGAAAUGAGUUACAUUUGUGACUUUUCAAGCGUUGAGCCGCAGAACUCCGGCGAGCCGGCCGAGCCAACGAACUUCCUGCAGGAAAGACAGGCUGAGUCAAAACCAACCGUGCUGUGUCAUGUCGAGACCGUGGAUAUUCCGCCCGGGUCGGUGGACCAGCUUACACCAGGAUCCGAGGUUCGCGUCUGUCUGGACCACAUCAUCGAUGACGCGUUAGUGGUGUCCUUCCGUUUGGGGGAGAAGAUAUUCUCGGGGGUGCUGAUGGACCUGUCAAAAAGGUUUGGACCCUAUGGAAUCCCCAUCACAGUGUUCCCCAAGAGGGAGUACAAGGACAAGCCAGAAUCUAUGCAGAUCAUGACAGAACCUCCAGCAGAACCGACCCAGCCGGAGAAGGAGAUCCCCCAGAGCCAGGACGACAGCCCCCCCUCCCAGGCCGAGCCUGCCGCCCCUCCUAAGCCGGCAGGGGCCACUCCCGACCCCUCCCCCCACGUCGCCCAUCCCCCAGCCCUGCCUCACCCCUGGACCUCCCGCCCCCCCCCUCUGUUCCAGGAGGGGGCCCCCUACCCCCCUCCUCUCUUCAUCAGGGACACAUACAACCAGUCCCUACCUCAGCCCCCCCCUCGCAAGAUCAGGCGGCCCAAAAGGCGCCUGUACCGCGAGGAGCCCACCUCCAUCAUGAACGCCAUCAAGCUCCGCCCCCGCCAGGUGCUGUGCGAUAAGUGUAAAGGUGUGGUGGGCGGGGACAAGCGGGAGACGGCGCCGAGGAGGGCGCCGGUGUCCGACUCCCGGGGGGAUGAUGCCAAACGGAGACGCAGCGACAGCGCGGCGACACCGGUUAGCAAACGCCCCCGGAAUGACCCCCGUGAGGAGAAAGGUCGCGGGGCAGAAACGAAGCGGCAUGGGGCGGCGUCCUCGAACGUACGAACGUCCAACUCCGCUUCCUCCUCUUCCUCUCUGGGACACGGCAGGGGAGGAGCCUCUGGGAACCGUGUCCUGAGGGGUGUGUCAUCCACACCAUCGUCGUCCACGCUGCCCAAUAGUGGCAGCUCGCGGGCGCAGCUGAACGCCAAGAAGGUUCUGCAGGGUAAGACUGCCAUUGUGGACCACACCAAGGCCCGGGAGGUUCUGAAACUGGCCCGGGUACAGAGGAGGCAGAGGGAAACCGCCCCCACCCCCCUGGCCAGCACCGUCUCCACCAAUGCCCACCCCAAGACCAUGACGCGCUCCGCGGCUCUCCAGGAGGCCCACCAGAACCAGAAGGUCCACUUCACCCGCCGGCUCCAGCAGAUCAGUGGAAUGGGACCUGUCAGCGCCACCCCCCUACCCCCCCGGAUGCGGAUCAAGCCUCAAAGGUAUCGUAACGAGGAGAACCAGGCCUCGUCCCCUCCUAAGGUGCCCUGCCCAGAGAAGGGUCCGGCAGGCCAGGCAGGCAGCCGCCUAAGCCCCCCUAAGCCUGCGUCCGGCCAGGCUAAAGCUGCCACCCCAGGCCCAGGCCUCGCCUCGGCCUUAGCCCCAGGUACAGGCCUGGCUUCAGCUCCAGUCCCAACCAUAGACCCUGCUUCUGCACCUCUGCCAGACCCUUUGCUAGCCUUAGACCCGACCCCAGGCUUCAGUUCAGCCCUAGCCCCUUCCCCAGCUCCUACCCCUGCUCCCUCCCAUGUCCUGGCCACAGAUGUGGCCCGCUGCUCCACUACUAGCUUCCUUUGCUUAUCCAGCUACACGGCUGAGGCCUCUGUUUCUCAGCCCCAGAGCCCCCCUGGUGAGCCAGAGCCCCAGGUUGAGCUCCUCCCGCAGGCCUCUCCUGAGGUUUGCGUCCCUGGGGUGGGGGCCGAGGACCAAGGAGGGCCAGAGGAGAGGCAGGGGGUGCGCGGGAGCAAAGUGUCGACGUCCGGCAACCUGGUCGUCCUCAUGACCCUCGACUCCCGGCCCCCGCUCCCCCUGCCGGACUCGUCCUCCUCCACUUCCAGGUGCAGCGUGGACAGCGCCGACGAGCUCAAGUCCUCCCGCUCCUCCGAGUGUAGCUCCACGGAGACCUUCGAGUUCCCUCCCCCUGGGGACAACUACCCCACCCCACCUCCUCCUCCUGCCCCGGGCCCUUCCUCCUCCUCCGGGCCCGGAGAGGAUGCCGACACCCCCCCUCCUCCCGCCCCGCCUCCCGCCACCCCUCCAAAAGAUGGAGAGGCCAAAAAGAGGCGCAAGUCGUCUAAAGCGGGCGUAUUCUCGAAGAGCGUCUCCAAGUGUGUCUCGGUGGAGGGGCGUACCACCUGCGUGGGCGACAUUGUGUGGGCCAAGAUAUAUGGCUUCCCCUGGUGGCCGGCCCGCGUGGUGGGCAUCAGCAUCAGCCGCAGGGACACAGGGCUCCUGGUCCGCCAGGAGGCGCGCGUCUCCUGGUUCGGCUCCCCCACCACCUCCUUCCUCCCCCUUACCCAGCUGGCUCCCUUCUUGGAGAGCUUCCAGUCGCGCUUCGACAAGAAGAGGAAGGGCCUGUACCGCAAAGCCAUCACCGAGGCGGCCCGCGCCGCCAAGCAACUCACCCCGGAGGUCCGCGCCUUGCUUACGCAGUUUGAGACUGCUGCAACGUUGAAAGGCUGUUGAUGGUGGACGGGCCCUGUGUUUCACACACUGCCAGUGGUGGAGAGACAGGUGUGCGACUUGACUAACAGGACGUCUUUGGCCACCAUGGAGAAGGGGGGGGGGGGGGGGGGGGGGUCGUGUAAUGGACAUAAUUAGUCUUAUUUAAGGAACAGAAGAAUGAAGAGUUCUAUAUUUAUAAGGUAAUGCAGAAUGCCUAAAUGUCAUUAACACAUAUUGUCAGACGGUCAGGCUGAGUUUCAUAUGGUUUCCUGGACACACUGAAACUAAUAGGAACAGUGUAUUCAUUGGUGGAUCUAGGUUGUAACUUAAGUAAAUCAAAUGCGCCUCAGGUACCGAGUGUCUGAUUUGGAGAUGGGGUCUGCUAACUGUCCAUCACGCUGAAUAGCACAGUGUGAUUGGUCUGGUUUAGUGUGAUCUUCUUUCACUUGUCCAUCUCCCCCCCCCCCCCACACACACACACACACACACACCCUCCUCCACGGACCUCAGACCAGACGAGGUGUUAACAAUAGGUCAUGCCUAGGCCCAUCCUACGGUACCUGUCUCCACUCACCUUCCUAGGAGGCUGGAUCUGAUCUGGAGUAGGCUCUUCAGAGAGGUGGUGUGGGGGUGUAUGAGGAGAUAUAAUUCGGUCAUCCUAAUGGUAUCUGCCACAUCUCAACGCGCUCACAUACACAAAGGAUGUAGGACUCAGCAGGGUAUGUUGAUCUAUGAUCUUAAAUAAAUUAAAAACAUAUAUAAACAUAUUAAUGUACAAAAAAAGAUUAUAAAUGCAAUAAAGAUUGCAUGUGCUAUGCUGUUGCAAUGGGCUUCAUUGUAUUCAAGCUGUUUUCAAAACUGCCCCCCCCCCCCCCCCCCCGAGGUCAGAGUUCACCAGACCUGCAUGACCGUCAGUGGGUAGACUGUUGCUGUGGAGACAGUAAUCGUCACACAGAGAAGUCCUCUACAGAGUCACAGGCAGAUAUAGGACAGCACACUAAAGUUGUUCGAUGUCAGUCUCUUUCCAGACACCACCCCUCGAAUUUCCCUUCCUGUCAGUGGUUCACCAAACGAAGCAGACGAAAGUAUGCAGUGCACAUUACAUUCUCACUUUCUGUCUCUCACACUGGCCCCCAACUCAUGUGACUGGCCCCCAACUCAUGUACAUACGUGCGUUUCGGAACAAUCAAUGAAUCUCCUCGCCAUGCAGACCUGGAGACUGAGGUGGCACCGUUUGGUUAUAGACUAUCUGUUCUGUAUAUCUCUUCCAAUCAGUAAAUCAGCUUUUUGCCUUUGUA
This is a messenger RNA of Osmerus eperlanus (European smelt), 4754 nucleotides long. RefSeq names its product PWWP domain containing 2A (gene pwwp2a). NCBI's taxonomy places the organism in Eukaryota, Metazoa, Chordata, Actinopteri, Osmeriformes, Osmeridae. Gene Ontology annotation, cellular component: nucleus; chromocenter. Bases 79 to 3477 code for a protein of 1132 amino acids. The transcript has 3 exons. The record is from RefSeq and is a predicted model, not a curated record. Gene Ontology annotation, molecular function: chromatin binding.